This is a messenger RNA of Macrosiphum euphorbiae (potato aphid), 495 nucleotides long. The record is from the annotation of a GenBank genome assembly. NCBI's taxonomy places the organism in Eukaryota, Metazoa, Arthropoda, Insecta, Hemiptera, Aphididae.
AUGGAUCAAAAUCCGGAAUACUACCCGGAUGCACAGCCCCUUGAACUAUUAAUAGAGGGUUAUAACAACAGUCUCAGAAAUCGCGCCCUGAACCGAACUGGAGAUAGCGGCUAUUUAACACGUCCGGAGUCACCCAUAAUAUUGAUGGAUAAUUGGGAACGAUAUUUUCCGAGCCCAAUUUAUGAACCUUCGUUAACUCAAAAUACACCGCCACAAAAUACACCGCCGUCGUCGCCGCAGGACAAUGAAAUAUCAUGUCAAGAUUUAUUUCCAGAACUUGAAGCAUCGUCAUCUAUAGAUUCGCCGAAUAUGUUAAUUCCCCAUGCGCCUAUAAGAUCACACACGACGCAGUCUUCAUGCCAGCCAUCGGUCGAAAUGGAUUGGAGUGAUGACGGAAAUAACGAGCAACUCAAUAGACUUAUGGACAAGUAUGAGGGGUGGGGUAGUGAUUAUGAUGAAAUAAAUGAGUUGUUUUUAAAAAAGCAUAAUAAAUAA